Messenger RNA from Vombatus ursinus (common wombat), 3775 nucleotides. RefSeq names its product interphotoreceptor matrix proteoglycan 2 (gene IMPG2). Gene Ontology annotation, biological process: visual perception. The record is from RefSeq and is a predicted model, not a curated record. The transcript has 20 exons. The coding region runs from base 1 to 3726 and encodes 1241 amino acids. Lineage: Eukaryota; Metazoa; Chordata; Mammalia; Diprotodontia; Vombatidae. Gene Ontology annotation, molecular function: hyaluronic acid binding; heparin binding.
AUGUUCUCUUUUUCUUGGAAAACUUCUUUGAGUAUUUUGAUAUUUAUCUUGAUAGAAGGAAACCUUCAAACUUUAACAGCACAAACCUAUUUGCCUUCAGAGAAGAUCCAAGAACCCAAGAUUUUGGUUUCACCAUACAGGACAAGUUUACAGCCCUCAGUCCCUCUGUCUGCAGAAGAGAAGCCUCUUGACUACAGAAAAAACAAACGGCAGCUAUUAUUCCGCCAGAAGCGAGCCACUUUAUUUCCUAAUGGGGUUAAAAUCUGCCCAGAUGAAACUAUUGCACAGAUUGUGGCAAACCAUUUGAAAUAUUUUAAAGUCCGAGUGUGUCAGGAAGCUGUCUGGGAAGUCUUCAAGACCUUUUGGGAUCGGCUACCACGUCACGAGGAGUAUCGACACUGGAUGAAUCUCUGUGAGGAUGGAACUAUAAGUAUAUUUGAAAUGGGCACAAACUUUAGUCAGUCUGAAGAACACCAGAGCCUAAUCAUAAAGAAACUGGCUUACACAAAAGAAACAGCAAAUAGCUCCUGCAGCGACUGGUCUUGUAGCACUGAAUCAUCAACUCCUGUUACAUCUUAUGAUAUUUCAACAUCAAGAGAUGCUGCAGUCAGUGCAUCAUCCCCUAGGGUGGUUUCCUUUCAAGGUUCGUUAGACAGCAUCUCAGAAACACCGGAUGACAGUAUUAACAAUGAGAUAGAGACUUCGAGAGAAAAACCCACAAAACUGGCAACUGAACAGGUUGCAGAAUUCAGUAUGCACCUUUCAGGGAAGCAAUUCAAUGAUGAGCUCCAGGACCCUUCCAGCCUGCAUUAUCAAGAUCUCAUGCAGCAAUUUAUUUCAGAGGUUGAGAAAGCAUUUGAUGGGCUACCUGGCUACAAGGACAUCCAUGUGCUUGAAUUUAGGUUGCCUCAGGAAAAUGUCAGUGGCAUCGAUGUUCAUUAUGCUGUCACAUUUGACAGUGAGGCUAUCAGUAACAUUACCUGGGAAAUGAUUAACCUUCAUUCGAACAAAGUAGAAAACCAUGGCCUUGUGGAACGUGAGGAUAAGCCCACUGGUGUGUAUACAGUCAGCCACUUCAGAGACUACAUUGCUGAAAGCUUCACCAGGAAUUUCUUACUGGAAAACUCUUCCCUGAAGCCGGAUCUUGACUCCCUUCAGAUUGUCAAUGUGAAAGAUGCUUUCUUUCCCGAAACUGAAGACCCACUUUGGAAUGUUGAAAACCCAAGCCUUCUGGUGUCUCCACCCCUGAUCCUUGAUAAUACCCUUCAAGCUGAAUGGCCCUCAGCAGAUGAAUCAACUGCCAGGAGUAGUUCACCACUUGAUUUCACCAAACCAGGUUUCAUCUCUGGGGCUCUUUCAUCCACUGGCAGUGAGCUCUGGUCAAAAUCAGAAAGCCCUCCAGCAGAUUUAGUGUCUCCAUCAAAAUUACCCCUUCCCUCGAAGGUGGGUUCCACUUCUCCCCCAGAUGUUUUAGAGGGUAGCAGCCUCACUCUUCAUUCUGUCACCCCAGCAGUGCCUCAGACUGGCUUGCCUGUGGCUCCUGAGGAAUGGACUUCUGGACCUGAUUUAUUAGAUGAUGGACUAAGAAGCGUGGAAGAGCCAGAAGGUUUUUCUUCUUUCAUUCUAUUGACUUCAAAUCCACCCUCUCAUCUUGUGCCAACGCCAUCCAUAGAUGACUCUGAGUUGCCUUUGACUUCUUUAUCAACUUUGACCUCUCCAUCCAUAUUGGAUUCUCUUGCCAUAGAAAUUGCUACACCUUUUGACUUGGAUCCUUUGGCUUCCCCAGAGAAGGAUCAAUUAGAAGUGAGCAUUUUUCAGCCAGAAAUAUACCCUGAAAGUAGGCCCUUAUUUGAAGACCAAUCAGGUUCAGGAUCUGGGCAAGAGGCCCUUACUUGGCCGUGGAGCAAACCUUCAUUGCAUCAUGGCACUGAACCUCCUUCUGAAUCCUGGCUCGAAAAUGAGGAAUCACUUUUGCCAAUUGAGAGCAAAGAGAAGAAGCUAGAUAGAGCCACAAUUGAUAAAGCAGGGGGGCUUUUUGAUGAGUCUGAAGCUGCCCUUAGGGCUAAUGGUUCCAUCUUUGGAGUUACCACAACUCAAUCUGUCCCUGUGUAUCUCUCAAUGCGCACAUCAGAGGCAACCUCCAUUGAUCAUUAUUUUGUUCCCAAACCACCCUUCGCAUCAGAAUCUACAAUCACCUCUGCUUCUACUGAUAGACUAGAAAAGAUAGAAUCCUCCAAAGAACCGAAGCCAAUUGAAAUUUUAGAGUCAUCUAAUACAGAACUAUCUGAUAUAGACAUUUCAACAGGAAAGUCAGGCAUGGGACCUUUGUGGACUAGGCUUUCCACCCUAGAUGUAAUUCAGUCAACAACUUCCUCCCUAGGGAGACCAGCCCAAGACAUAAUGGCAAGUACAGCAAAGAAUAUUGUCACCCUCCUGUCUAGAGUCUCCGUUUCUGAGUCCACCAAGUUCUCUCCAACCCUCAGCUCCACGAAGCUGGAGGAUGAUGUGAUUAUGGAUGUACAGGACAUUUCAUUGGAACUGGACCAAGUGGGCACAAGAUACUACCAGCCUGCACUCAACCAAGAAGACAGUAGCAUUGUUGGUAGCCACGUGGAAAUAUCUACUAAUUUGCCCUCCACUGAGAGAGCUGAUGUUGUUUGGCCCACACAGAGAGCCUAUCCAAAUUACUCCCAGACAACAGGCCCUCUGGUGGUCUUCUUUAGCUUGCGGGUGAUGAACAUACUGUUUUCAGAGGACCUGUUUAACAAAAACUCUCCUGAGUAUAAAGCGCUAGAACAAAGAUUCUUAGAACUGCUAGUUCCCUAUCUUCAAUCAAAUCUCACUGGAUUCCAGAAUCUGGAAAUCCUGAACUUCAGAAAUGGCAGCAUCGUGGUGAACAGCCGGGUGAAGUUUGCUAAACCCGUACCUCACAAUGUCAACAAUGCUGUAUAUACAAUUCUGAAAGACUUCUGCAACACUGCCUACCAAACCAUGAACCUAGCCAUUGAUAAAUAUUCCCUGGAUGUGGAAUCAGGUGAUCAAGCUGACCCUUGUAAGUUCCAAGCUUGCAAUGAAUUUUCUGAGUGUGUGGUGAACCGCUGGAGUGGAGAAGCUGAAUGUGUAUGUUACCCUGGUUACCAGAGUCUCCAAGAACUGCCCUGUCAGAGUAUCUGUGAACUACAGCCCGAUUUCUGCCUGAAUGAUGGAAAGUGUGACAUUAUCCCUGGUCAUGGGGCCAUUUGUAGAUGCCGUGUAGGUGAGAACUGGUGGUAUCGAGGGGAACACUGUGAAGAGUACAUGUCGGAGCCCCAGGUGAUAGGAAUUGCUGUGGCCUCAGUGAUUGGCUUUCUUCUUGUAGUCUUGGCAGUCCUCUUCUUCCUGGCUAGGACUCUGAGAGACCAGUAUGCAAAGAGAGAAAGAAAAGGUUCCCUCAGGAGGAGACACAGCCCCCCAUCCCUUGAGAGUGCUGUGAAGUACAACCCUGUGUUUGAGGGUGAUGUCACUGGAGAUGAUCAGAAUGGGAGGAGCUACCCUCAGCUUACUUCCUACAGCUCUGCCAGCGGAGAGGUGCCUACUGCCUUCAGCGGUGAAGAAAUCAGACACAUCCACGAGGACCAUGAGCUUACCAGUGAGGAGAUUCAAGAAAGAGCCAGGCUUUUUGAACUUUAUGCCAAAGACCAACAGUUUGCAGAAUUUGUGAGACAACAUCAAAUGAACCUGCUGUAACAAAAACAUCAAUUUUGAAAGAAAUUGGAAGAGGAAGAUUGCAUGCUAC